Messenger RNA from Lolium perenne, 1689 nucleotides. RefSeq names its product protein STAY-GREEN, chloroplastic. NCBI's taxonomy places the organism in Eukaryota, Viridiplantae, Streptophyta, Magnoliopsida, Poales, Poaceae. The record is from RefSeq and is a predicted model, not a curated record. Gene Ontology annotation, biological process: chlorophyll catabolic process.
GAGAGACGGAGAGCAUCCAGAGCUUCUUCUUCGUUUGCCGGCUCUCACACACAACCGCGACGUUUCCCGAGCCCUCACUCCACCACCACCUACUGUCUCUUCCUUGACCCUAACCGCCCUCCUAUAACUCCCCAAAACCUGCUGCCCCAUCCAAUCAGUAGCCACUUGUGGAACAAACGACGAAUCCAAUUCAACUCUCUUUUGCCAGUGCCGCACGCACACGCGAUUCCACCCAUCGAUCUACCGCUCUCUCCUGCAGUCUUGGGGCUACUGGAUCGAUCUGGUCGUUGCUUAAUUUCUUCCGGUUGAGGCGUGCAAGCUACACCGUGCCCUUUGCUCCACGCCGGUUAACUAGCCGGCGACCCUGCUUGAUCGAGCUCAUCCUACCUAGUUCAUAGGGUUCCUUUCUUGGCACCCGGUUCAGCUCCUACUUUUGGUUAGCCUCCGAGGUGGAAGCAGAGAGCCUGAUCGAAGGAGGGCAGACAUGGCCACUGCCGCUUCCACCAUGUCCCUGCUCCCGCUCUCCCAGCUAAAGCAGCUGCAGCAGCAGCGCCGACAUGGCGGCGCCAGCUCCGUGCUCGUGCUCGGGCGGCGGAAGCGAUUCGUCGUGCCGAGGGCGCGGCUGUUCGGUCCGGCCAUCUUCGAGGCGUCGAAGCUGAAGGUGCUGUUCGUGGGGGUGGAGGAGGAGAACUCGAAGCACCCGGGUAAGCUGCCGCGGACCUACACGCUCACCCACAGCGACGUCACGGCGCGCCUCACGCUGGCGGUGUCGCACACCAUCCACGCCGCGCAGCUGCAAGGGUGGUACAACCGCCUGCAGCGGGACGAGGUGGUGGCCGAGUGGAAGAAGGUGCAGGGCGCCAUGUCGCUGCACGUCCACUGCCACAUCUCCGGCGGCCACUUCCUCCUCGACCUCAUCGCGCCGCUCCGCUACUACAUCUUCCGCAAGGAGCUACCCGUGGUUCUCAAGGCGUUCGUGCACGGCGACGGCAGCCUGUUCAGCAGCCACCCGGAGCUGGAGGAGGCCACGGUGUGGGUCUACUUCCACUCCAACCUCCCGCGCUUCAACCGCGUCGAGUGCUGGGGCCCGCUCCACGACGCCGCCGCGCCCUACGACGACGAAGUCGCCGUCGACGCGCCGGCCGCCGACCCUACCAUGGCCAUGACGGCCGCGGAUGAGCCGCAGACGAUGCCGCCGGCGAGCGAGUGGCCGCGGCGCUGCACCGGGAAGUGCGAGUGCUGCUUCCCGCCCGAGUGCCUCAUCCCCUGGCCGCACGAGCGCGACAUGGCGGCGGCCACCGACGCCGGCCAGCCGCCGCAGUGAUGUACGCCCUUCGAUAGACUAGCCGGAUGGUUCAGCUCGCGCAGGUACAUAAGUACACGGGUCAGCCAACACAGCGCAUGCGGUGGCGCCAAGAACACCCAUCUGCAUGCGCUGCGGUAUUCUUUAAUUGGUAGCUUAAUUAGCUCAGCUCUAGCCAAUACACACAUACACCUAGGUUAGUUAAUUAAUUAACGCCAUGGAUGUGGUGAUCUUGUAGCAUUGUAUACUCCAUCUUGUAAAUAGAAGUAUUAGACGAUUGGCAAACACAUCACUAGGUAGCAAGCAAGAUCCACAAUUUCAUUUGUACGAUGUUUGGCACUUGGAUGUAUUUGUGUAGCGAAAUAAACCAUGUAAUUAGCUCGAAA